Molecule: messenger RNA, 2514 nt
Organism: Parathielavia appendiculata
Lineage: Eukaryota; Fungi; Ascomycota; Sordariomycetes; Sordariales; Chaetomiaceae
Exons: 2
Coding region: 187-2304 (705 amino acids)
Biological process (GO): tRNA splicing, via endonucleolytic cleavage and ligation; tRNA-type intron splice site recognition and cleavage
Cellular component (GO): tRNA-intron endonuclease complex
Molecular function (GO): tRNA-intron lyase activity; nucleic acid binding
Source: RefSeq, a predicted model, not a curated record
CACAAGACAUGCAAGGUCGACGACUUUCUACUCUGGAUGCCUCCACACAACUCGGUACAGAGCAAGGGGGCCCCGAUUGCGAUGAUGACACUCGAAUACUGGUGCGUAGAGCAAUGUACUUCAGUGUACGCUCAAUGAGAGCCCUCUAUUUAUAGACUACAACGGCCGACAUGAAGCGCGACAGAAAUGUCUAAACCCGCAGCACUCGUCACGGCCUCCCCUGACGGAGAUACCACCAGUAAGGCCGGUUCCGCGGCUUCCCCAGUCAAGGCGCCGAGUGCCGGGGCCCCGACGACCGCAGUCGAGCGAGCUUUGCCAGCGAAGGUGCCCCUGAACCAGGUCUACGCCCUGCCUGCUCCAAUUCGCACUUUUCCCCUCCCCACGUUCUACCCGAACAAUCCCAUAUCUCUCCUACAUCUCGCCUACGCUUGGCUGAGCCAAGUUUUCCGUCCGCCGCCGCGCGAGCCGUCGGUGGUGCACAUAGGCAUUUGGGACCCGGAGACGCGUUCUGUCCAUGUCAGAGAUGACGCAUCCGUUCGUGCUCUGUGGGAGCAGGGCUUCUACGGCAAAGGGAGUCUCAGUCGGAGUGAGCCGAACUGGCUGAAGAGGGAACUGGCCAGACGGGGCUCACCAGAAGGCAAGACCGUUAGCGAGGCACGCACGGAGUUGCGGCGAGAAGAACGUCGUCUUGCUAAAUGGGAGAGAGCGAAAGCAGAGCUCGAAGCCAUUGAGCGACAGAGACUUGCCGAAGCCGCGGCUCAUGCUGCCGCGACCAGGGUCGCCGAGGCAAAUGGGGUCCUUGACUACGAGCCUGUCAAUGUCGAGACAUCGCGGUCACUCCGAUGCUCCGUUCAGCCCGCUGCUGUGGAACACAGUCCGGCAGAUUUCGUGGCAGAAACUGCGACACAAUUCCCUGACUCCAUCGAGCAGACCCAAGUUGUCAUGACGGACAUGCCUCCUGCAUGCCGCUCCCUGCACCACAAGCCACCUGUUGGUCCGGCGGAAUUGCUCGCGCUGCCCAAUUCAUUGGCACGGUCAGACGGCCUUCCAGGUGGCUUGAGUUCCCAACAACCCAGCCAAGGGCGGGAUUGGAAAGCGCCAGUUGGCCCGGCGGAGCUGCUGUUGCUACCCAACUCUCAUGCGGACCUUAUUUCCAGGCCUGUCAGCGGGCUCGUUAUGAUUGAGAUGGGAUCUGGCGCUCUCGGCCAGCCGCAACUGCGGACAAAUCAUGACACAAACGCUCCUGUGGAUGGCGAACCUCGUGACGACCAGUUUCAGUCGAACGGUGCAGUUAACGGGCAUGCGCUCAAGGCCAGUGACCCAAAUGGCAGUAGUCAUCGAGUGGAUCAAGCAGACAGAGUGUCCAUCCACGGAGUCCAGCCAAGUAAGCCCUGGAAAGGGGCUGUCUCGCCCCCCUCUCUGCGCUCAGAUGAAUCUGUUUCGAGCUCCGCUCAAGAGGAGGACGGCAAUAUUUCGCAGCCUUUGAAGCGUCGGAAGAGUGUCCGCUUCUCACCCACGGUCCAGUCAACCACAUUCGUGCAUUCUGACCCGCCAAGCCCAAACCGCUCGUCCGGUGUCCCCGCGAAGAGCGCUGGCCCUGCCCUGUCGAACGGUGAACUCAUGGGGCAGCUAGACGUAACCCGCACCCUUGCUGCCGCCUCGCAGGCCGCUCCUCAGAGUUCCUCCGACUUGGUUGUGAGCAGCCAGGUCGACCUAGGCGAAAUUGAGAAUAAAGAACACUUUCAGCUGGCGCCAGAGGAAGCCUUCUUCCUAGUGUUUGCCCUUGGAGCCCUCAAGGUUGUGGACCCUGUCACCGGCUCUCCCAUCUCCACGGAACACCUCCUGGCCCUCUUCCGCUCAUACUCCUACUUACCCCCGCGGCCGGCUGGCUCCGGACUUAGGCCUGACGACCCGUUUCUUGUGAACUACGCUGUCUACCACCACUUCCGCUCGCUGGGUUGGGUUCCCCGCCACGGCAUCAAGUUUGGCGUCGACUGGAUCAUCUAUCAGCGGGGACCCGUCUUUGACCACAGCGAGUUCGGCAUCAUGGUAUUGCCUGCUUAUUCGGACUUUGCCUGGGAGGGGCAUGAGCACGAGGCGCCAAGGAGGUCGUGGUCGUGGCUGAUGGGCGUCAACCGGGUGCUCUCGCAUGUGCUAAAGAGCUUGGUCCUCGUCUAUGUCGACAUACCGCCUCCGAACGUAUUUGAGGAGGAGAUGCAGCGCGGAGGUAUUGCCUCUGCGCUGAAGAAGUACAAUAUUCGGGAGGUUAUGGUGCGGAGGUUUUCGGUCAAUCGGAACAGGUGAUGUACAAUACAGAUACGAUGCAUGGGACGGCGUUGUCGUUGGCGGCAUGUACAUGGAUUGCAUAUGGGAAACGGAGGGUGGUCACUUGCGUUGUUUCAGAUGGCUAUAUUCGUUCAAAUACCAGCGGCUUGACGGACUCGCCAACUUGACACCGUCACUCUUCUGUUUGCUCUGGCAUCUGCUCUAUCCAAUUUCCGAUCCCACGUCCUA